This is a messenger RNA of Salmo salar (Atlantic salmon), 6633 nucleotides long. RefSeq lists its product as uncharacterized. Lineage: Eukaryota; Metazoa; Chordata; Actinopteri; Salmoniformes; Salmonidae. The record is from RefSeq and is a predicted model, not a curated record.
UAUUUCGGUCGAGGAACGUCACCUGUAUCUGUGAGGUGUUCCGAAGCCAGGGAAGGGAUGACCGGUCAGACGGAGGCUGAUAUACCUGAAACAGGAGCAGUCUUCACCUUUGGGAAGAGCAAGUUUGCUGAUAAUGUGCCCAGUAAAUUUUGGCUGAAGAAUGACCAUCCAGAGGAAAUCUCAUGUGGGGGUGAUCACACUGCUGUCAUAACAGGCCAUGGCAGGCUGUUCAUGUUUGGAAGUAAUACCUGGGGUCAGCUAGGACUGGGGUCAGAGAUCAAUGUCAACAUCAACAAGCCCACCGCUGUGAAAGCGUUGAAGUCUGAAAAAGUUAAGUUUGCAUCAUGUGGGAGAGACCACACAAUAGUGUGCACGUGGAGUGGGCGUGUUUAUGGUGCUGGCAGUAACCAGGAGGGGCAGCUUGGUUUGGGACACUGUGAUGACACAAACACCUUCCACCUGCUUCAUCCUUUCUCUGACCAUGCACCAAUCAAAAUGCUUGCUGCUGGCUGCAACACCUCAGCUGCCCUGACAGAGGACGGCAGGCUGUUCAUGUGGGGUGAUAACUCUGUGGGCCAGAUCGGUCUGGGCACAGAGAGCUACGCCUCAGAGCCCAGAGACGUGAUGGUGGGACAACCAGUGGCCUGGGUGGCUUGUGGAUACCACCACUCAGCGUUCGUCACAGUGGAUGGGGACCUCUACACGUUUGGGGAGAGUGGGAGCGGAAGGCUGGGUGUAUUCCCAGACCAGCUAGCCAAUCACAGAGUCCCUCAGCGGGUGGAAAGCAUCCAGGACCCGGUCAUCCAAGUGUCCUGUGGAGGGGAGCACACAGUGGCACUCACAAAGGACAAUGUGUACGCAUUUGGGCGGGGACAGCAUGGGCAGCUAGGCCAUGGGACCUUCCUGUUCGAGGUACCUUUGCCAAAAGCACUGGACCACUUCCGGAAUGGCAGAGUCAGUCACGUAACCUGUGGAGAGAACCACACUGCAGUGAUCACAGACAGUGGGAUUCUGUACACCUUUGGGGACGGUCGCCAGGGUAAACUAGGACUGGGGGAAGAGAACUUCACCAACCAGUUCAGACCAACACUGUGCCCACGGUUCCUCAAAUACAGUGUCCAGUCAGUGGCAUGUGGUGGCUCUCACAUGCUGGUGCUGGCUAUGCCCAGACUCCCAGAGGUUGAGGAAGUGGUGAUAGAGGAGGAUGAUGUUACAGAGAGCAUUCUGGAGUCUCUGGAGACCUACACCGAGCUGCUCCUGAUGGACCCCUCCUUCCUGAUGCCCAACCCACAGACCACACCUCCUCUCUGGACCCUGUCUGCUAGGGCCCGCCGCAGGGAGAGGGAGAGUUCUCCAGAGCAAUUUGGCCAGAUGUUCCGUAACCUUCCGCCUCUGAUGUCCGGCUUCCUCAACGCCUCCCUGCCCCUGUCCAGAAAUAUCCGCAUCUCCAGAACACCAUCUGAAGACCCCUGCACCUCCUCACUGUCCUCCAAUCCCUCCUCAAACGACCCCCCCAGUCCCUCUCUGUCCCUUAAAUCCAGAUCCAAAACCCCAUUAACACCGUCACCCAAGUUCAUAUUCCCAGACCGUCCUUGCCCUUCACUCUCCUCCAAGUUCUCGCCUAAGAAGAGGCCCAGCCCAUCAAAAUCACCCAAAUAUGCAUCUAAAGAACGCCUCACCCCCUCACAGUCCUUUAAAUCCACACAUAAACUCUUCCCCACCCCCUCAAUGUCCCCUAAACCCUCCUCUGUAAAGCCCACAGAUGACAACCAAUCCUCCAAAACGCUGUCUGAGGGUCCCACCUCACCACAGACAGAGAGGAUCGAGGACACUGUGACAGAAGCAACUGACAGCCGGAUGCUCAUUGAGAAUUUGGAGAAGAACAUGGAUGUCAUGGAUGAAGAGGACAAUAAAGACAUGUUGCCAGACCUGGCAUCACCAUCAGGAGGAGAUUAUGGCGAUGAGACUGGGACUACAUCUGCAGAACAGAAGGAUAAGGGACAUAAAAAGGGUCGGGCUCUGAGGAGAGCUGUUAAGGAGGCAGAAAUGGAGGUUGAACAAGCCUCGGCCAACAAGAAGCCGCAGCUACUUUUCCAUAAGGCCCUUCCCACCGAGCUUCUGAGAGGCUCCAGCUUGAGUUCGUUAAAGGCAGAGGGCACGCCCCCAAAGAGCCCAAAAUGCUUAAUGAAUCCUCAGACCCCAGCCAGCGGCAAGGAAAACAUUGCUCUGACAGCAGAAAAGGCUGGCAUCAAAGUGAACACCAGUAAACUGACGGGUAAUAAUCUGCAAAGCACAGGUAAAGCAGGGUCUAAGCCAAUUUCACCUGCAAUGAAACAAAGCAAGUUAUCCGUAUCGAAACCUAGCACUCCUAAACAGAGCCAGAUCCAGAUAUCUGUGUCUAAACCCAGUAGUCCAAAGCAUGGUCAAAACAAACUGUCUGAAUAUAAAUCCAGCACUCCAAAACAUGGUCAAAGCAAGCUGUCUGAGGUGAAUAAAGGUACAGAGAUGAAAGGUAAAGGCCCUGUAAAAGUUCAAGGUAAGGAGGUUGAGGCAUCCAAAGACAAGAAAUCUAAGAUUGCAGAGGAAGAUACUAAAACUUUUGAAGUUCAAAAUAAACCACUUCAAGAGAUCAUGUCCCCUCCAGUCAAAGUUAAAGGUAAACCUGUGGAGAAGGAAACAACUCCAAUUAAGGCUAUUGCUGAAACCACUCCUUUGAAAGUAAAGAGCAUUCCCAAGAAGAUUGUAGAUGAUAACAAACCAUCUGAAGGUAAAGGCACUCCAAUAAAGGUAAAAAAGAAGGCAAAAGAGGUGAAUGAAGAGAAGAUGGAAGAGUCUAUUACUUUCAACGAGUCAGGGACAACUGUGGGGAACAAAAUGGCAGUUAAAGAUAAAGGCAAAGUCAAAGAAAAAGAGAGUGCACCCACCAAAACAAAAAAUGUGCCCAAACCUAAAGAUGUUGACGCGAAACUAACUGAGUUAGAGGGAGCCCCAGUGAAACUGAAAAGCAAGCCGACAGAGGUUUCCAGCCAAGCAGUCUUAGUAGAAACUACCUCAAAGGCCAAAUCACCAGUCACAUCACUCUCAUUAUCAGAUGCACUACCUCAAAAUGCUGGAGAUAAGAAGUCAACAAAGUCACUGGUUGUCUGUCAGGUCAGGGAUAGAGUGGAGGUCCCAGGGGAAGAUGCCUUUGAUGAAUCCCAGGAGGGGAAGCCUAGCUGGGGAGGAUUUCUCAGCGAUGCAGCCUCUCUCCUUCCAGAUGUGGGGAUGGCGGGGGCAGCCAUGGGGGUCCUGAGUGAGGCGGUGACGAGCAUGAGGGGGAUUCAGUCGGAGAGUGACACAGACACUUCUAUCCCUCCUCGGCGGUUCAGCCGGGUAGAGAGGUUCACCAAACAGAGCGCCAUCACCCAGCCUUCCUCCACAUCACCCUCUUCUUCAACAUCAGAUCCAAGCACAGCUGAGCAAAGCAAGAGGACCGACGCCCGCAUCAGCACCCUCGGGAAUUCUGAUCAGGAAGUGGGGAGCAGGAGUUUUGAGAAGGACCCAGAAACCACAGAGGCUGCUAGCGAGAGGUCAGGAGGUCAGGCCAAGGUCGAUUAUGAUGAGAUCUCUAGUAGUCAAAGUUCGGAAGCUGAGGAUGAUGAAGAUAAAGAGUCCACAAAGAGACAUGGAGAUGGGACAGAAAUGGAGAGCACCCAACAAGAGGAAGAGGAUGACAGAAGUGUUAAGGGUCUGGAAGAUAACAGUGAAGACAGUGAUACUGUGGCCAGCGGAGAGGGAGAGGAGGGUAGAGAAGAAAAGAGUGAAGACAGCGAGGGUGCGGAAGAAGAAAAGAGUGAAGAGAGCGAGGGCGUGGAGGCAGAAGAAAAGAGUGAAGACAGCGAGGGCGCGGAGGCAGAAGAAAAGUGUGUAGGGGAGGCGGAAGAAGAAGAAAAGAGUGAUAGUGUGGGGACAGGAGAGGGGGAGGAGGAAGACGAGAGGUGUGAGAGUGAGGGGACAGGAGAGUGGGAACAGGGAGAGGAGAAGAGUGAUAGUGAUGCGACAAUAAAGGGGGAGGAGGAAGAAGAGAAAAGUGAUGAGGGUGCAGUACAGGGGGAGGAGAAAGAAGAGAAGAGUGAUAGUGAGGGGACAAGUGAUGGGGAGGAGAGCAAAGAGAGUGAUUCUGAGGCAAGCCUAGAGGAGGAGGGAGAGGAGACGAGUGCACAGAGUGAGGGGGAAGGAGAAGAGGGCGAAAGUGGUUCUGGGACAAGUGGAGAGGAGGAGAAUAGUGAAGAAGAGUCCAGUGAUGAAGAGAGUGGGGAUGAAAAAAUAGAGGAAGAGGAGGAGAGCAAUUCGAGUGAGUAUGAAAAGGAGGAGAGUGGUGAUGAAUCAGGAAAUGAGGCUGAGAGCAAGAGUGAGGGAUCAGCAGAAGAGAAAGAAGAUAAACAAGCAGAAAAAGCAGAAAGUAAAGAAAGUAAAGCUACUGAGUCAGCAGAGGAAGAAGGAGAGAACCAAGAAGAGGAAGAGAGUGGAGCAGAGGAGGAAGGAGAGAACCAAGAAGACGAAGAGAGUGAAGCAGAGGAGGAAGGAGAGAACCAAGAAGAGGAAGAGAGUGGAGCAGAGGAGGAAGGAGAGAACCAAGAAGACGAAGAGAGUGAAGCAGAGGAGGAAGGAGAGAACCAAGAAGACGAAGAGAGUGGAGCAGAGGAGGAAGGAGAGAACCAAGAAGAGGAAGAGAGUGGAGCAGAGGAGGAAGGAGAGAACCAAGAAGACGAAAAGAGUGGAGCAGAGGAGGAAGGAGAGAACCAAGAAGAGGAAGAGAGUGGAGCAGAGGAGGAAGGAGAGAACCAAGAAGACGAAGAGAGUGGAGCAGAGGAGGAAGGAGAGAACCAAGAAGACGAAGAGAGUGGAGCAGAGGAGGAAGGAGAGAACCAAGAAGACGAAGGGAGUGGAGCAGAGGAGGAAGGAGAGAACCAAGAAGAGGAAGAGAGUGGAGCAGAGGAGGAAGGAGAGAACCAAGAAGAUGAAGAGAGUGGAGCAGAGGAUGAAGGAGAGAACCAAGAAGAGGAAGAGUAUGGAACAGAGGAGGAAGGAGAGAACCAAGAAGACGAAGAGAGUGGAGCAGAGGAGGAAGGAGAGAACCAAGAAGAUGAAGAGAGUGGAGCAGAGGAGGAAGGAGAGAACCAAGAAGAUGAAGAGAGUGGAGCAGAGGAGGAAGGAGAGGGAGAGGAUAAGGAAGGUAGUGAAAGUAAAGAAAAUGAGGAGGAGGGGGAGGAGGAGGCAGGUGUAAGUGAGGAGGAGGGGGAGGAAGAAGAGGAUGAGGGAAAGGAUGAAGAAAGUGGAGAAGAUGAGGAUGAUGCAGGAGAGGGGGAAGCAGUUGAGGGUGAGGAAGAAGAGGAUGAAAAGGAAGAUGAAGAGGAUGAGAACAACGAAGUUGAAGAGGGUGAGGAGGGACGAGAAGAUGAUGAGAAACAAGCCAGGGGAGAGGAAGCGGUUGAAGGUGGAAAAGGUAAGGAGGAGGAAGAAGAAGAAGAAGAAGAAGGGGGAGACAAAGAUGCAGGGGGAGAAAAGGAAGGAGAGGAAGGGGAAGAGGGAGAGGAGGAAGAAGAAAGACACCAAGGAGAAGGGGAGGAUGAAGGAAAGGAAGAGGGUGAAGGGAAGGAGGAAGAAGAGGAAAUUAAGGAUAGAGAAGAUCAGGGAGAAGGAAAGGAUGAGGAUAUGAAAGAAAGAGAAGAGAAUAAUGAGGAGAAAGGAGAGGAUGACAGUGAAAAGGAGGGGGAUGGUGAACAACAGGAAGAUGAGAAAGAGGAAAGAGGAGUGAGUGAAGAGAGAGAUGAGGAAGCAAAUAAACAAAAAGAGGAAAGGGAGUGGCAAGAGGGGGAAGACGAGAAGGAAGAAGAGGAAGUGAGGGGAAACAACUGGGAGGGGGAGGAGAAGGGGGGGGGUAAAAAAGAAGGGAAAGAAAAUAAGACAAGUGAUGGGGAGGUAGAACAAGAGGAGGAAGAAGAGGGCGCAUGUGAACAGAAAGAGGAGAUGGAUGAGGAGGAAGCGGGAGAGGAGGAAGGAGAAGAAGAGGAAGAGGAGGAAGAAAGGGAGGAGAAAGAUAGUAAAGGAGAGGAAGAGGAGGGAGAGGAAGAAGAAGAGGAAGAAGAAGAAGAGAGAAAAUCACAGAAAGGGAUAAAGAAAGGGUCACUGAGCCUACCACCUAAAGCAGCUCCCCCCAGCAGGAAAGGGAAGGAAGAGCCCCCAAUGGAGAAACCCAAACCACCGGCCCGCACCAAGCAGAGGACCACAGGGGGAAAACAGGCCAAUGGAACCCAAGAAUCCCAACAGUUCUGGAACAAUGUCUUACCCCAGUACCUGGAGCUGAAGUGAAAUAUACUGGACAUCAAUGGUUCCCAAUUUUAUUUGGGUCAGAACCCAUAACCUGACUGUUAAUAACGGCUGGAAUGGGUCUGGACCUGAGAAAACUAAGCAGGUGCUCAAUAUACAGCACGACCCUACGUAAACUCCUUGAAUUUAAUCAAUAUCUGCAUACAAUUUACACAAUAUGCCCACUGUACUGUAAGGUACUGAACUGAGUGUACUCAUGCACUAUACUGUACUGAAUUGUAAUAUACAGAUAUUUGUAUUAAAUAAAGAGAAAUUGAGAACUUC